GAGAUGCAGAAGGAGGAUUAUUCGUACGACGGUCUCGCGGCGGGGGAUAAGUCCUCCGCCGAGGAGGAGGCGCCGCUGCAAUUUUUUGACGGAAAUCCGUUCCUGUCGCCGACGUCUCCGAGCUAUGUGAACUCCGGCGCCUCGUUCUACACGUCGCUUUUUCAGAACUGCUACUCGAGUUCUCCGACUGAGACAGCGUCCUUCGACGACGGCGGCGACACCGAUCGCCGCCUCCAGGAUGCUAGCUGUGUUCUGGAGUAUCAGCAGCUUUACAACCGCUAUAAGCUAUGUAUUGCUCGGCUUCACGACUCUGUUGAGGAGGUUGAAGCGCUCCGUCGCGAGAAUGAGUCUCUACGUAUGUCCAACGCUGAUCUCUCUCGCCGCAUCGCGUUGCUUUUCUCUCGUGACCGUCUCUUGUCUGAGCUCAACCGCCUGAGCGUUGCCUCUCCCUCUGCUUCACCCCCCGCCGCUGGUCAGCUUGGCUAUCACGUUGCUGGAACUCAACCUCUUUCUGAACAUAAUCGUGUGGAGCGGAGGAGUUCCGAGCGAAUCUCGCUUCCGAAGAGCAUCUCGGUGCGCUCCAGUGAUUAUCUGAGGAUGUCUCGACACGGUCGUGAAACUAGCGGCCAUAAAGCAGAGUGUCAGUCCGCUGCUGCAUCGCAGAGAGUGUACAUACCAACAGCUGCUGCAGGGACCAAAAAGGAAGAAGAGGCAGUCGAACUCGACGUGUACAACCAAGGAAUGUUCAAAACGGAGCUAUGCAACAAGUGGCAGGAAACAGGAGCGUGUCCGUACGGGGAGAAUUGCCAGUUCGCUCACGGUAUCAAAGAACUCCGACCUGUGAUCAGGCAUCCUCGCUACAAGACUGAGGUCUGCCGCAUGGUGCUCGCGGGAGACAUCUGCCCGUACGGCCACCGCUGCCAUUUCCGCCACUCUCUCACUGAGGAGGAGCGUCUCAUGGCUGGUGCAGCGCUACCUCGUUGAAGAUACACCACCGAAUUAAGACUAAUAAAAAAAAACUGUGAGUUUAUCUGCUCCUCCCUCUUUCCAAUCCAUAUUGAUUUUUUGGGGAUUAAACUCGGGUUUCAAACUGGUUAAAAUUGAUAAUUUCAAAACUGAAUAUGAUUCUUUCCAUGAAUACAUAUAGGAUAAGUGUAAUUAGCGUCACUUAGAAAUGGCUAUAGAUGAAUGAAUUGAGUAAGAUAUGGCAACUGUAAACGAUGACAUAUAUAUAUAUACCUAUAUAUAUAGUGAUUUCCAAAGCACGUAAAUAAUAAUCCAGUAUACAUAUAUUACUUGAGAUAAGAAGCUGCUGCCUGCUGCACUGUUUGGCAUUCAAAUUGCUUUUCUACCUUUAUGGUCUAUCACUUAAAUUAUUGUAGCUAUUUGAGCAAAGUUUCUGAUUUGAUUUAAGUAUUCUUAUUAUUGCUUAUGAAAGUUUUAUGUCACUCAGAGCCUGAAUCUGUUUUUUUUUUU
Andrographis paniculata is the source of this 1476-nucleotide messenger RNA. RefSeq names its product zinc finger CCCH domain-containing protein 14-like. The transcript has 2 exons. The record is from RefSeq and is a predicted model, not a curated record. The coding region runs from base 4 to 984 and encodes 326 amino acids. Gene Ontology annotation, molecular function: mRNA binding; metal ion binding. Lineage: Eukaryota; Viridiplantae; Streptophyta; Magnoliopsida; Lamiales; Acanthaceae.